Molecule: messenger RNA, 699 nt
Organism: Monascus purpureus
Lineage: Eukaryota; Fungi; Ascomycota; Eurotiomycetes; Eurotiales; Aspergillaceae
Source: the annotation of a GenBank genome assembly
AUGAACUUACCAUGUCCCUACUUCCCACAUGGUAAUAAUAUCAGCAAUAUCAGCAAUAUCAGAAUGGAACGCCGAAAAGAUCACUUCCGAAGCCAAUAUCUGUACGAAUCCCCUCAAGACAGAGAAGCAGAUCUUGCGCGCCACGCCGCCCUCUCCGUUCUCCUUGACCGGGAAGCGCUCAUGACGCGUGCUCUGGUGGGGCAGGAGAGUCUCCCCCAAACCCGCCGCCGCUUCACGACAAAAUUUAUGCUCCCCGAUUCCAACCUAAACCUGGGUUCUGGUUCAACUUUGAGUGCUACCUCAGCUGCAGCUGUUAGAGAUGACAGAUUCACCAUCCCCAUCACUGGUUCCCUGGGUACUGUUAAUGAGAAACGGAGAAGAAGUGAUAGUUCCGAUGUAGCUGCUGCUAUCACUGGAAAUGCAAGUGGAAGUACAGGUGCAAGCCCAGUUCAAACCACUACGACUACGGCCACAUUUGUUUCAGUGCAGAGGGAUAUCGUUGAUGUCCAUGAGACGGAUGAUUCGGGGUGGUAUUUCCAUUUAGAUGAUGUUGAUGUUGAAAGGGGGCAGGGGAGGAAAUCAGCUUCAGUGUCAGCGUCAGCAUCUGCAUCGACGACGCCUGAUCGUGCGCGGAGACGGAAGACGUCCGUUGUUUCUGCUUCUGGGUCGUCUGGUUCGCCUAGAUUUCGGAGACGGUAG